UGAUUUUAGAAGCAACAAAAUCCUUUUUGACCAGAGUAAUCCCCUACCAAACAUUGCUAGCUUGUGACACAAGUGAAACCCUAACCUACCAAAUUCUACUCGUUACAAUCCCUCCGAAAAAUUGCCAGUAAACUAUAGUCGUCAUCGUAGAUCGGUAUAGUAGAACAAAGAUUUGAAUCGAUAAAAGGCCCUCUCAAGAUUGACGGUCGUUGGUUCACUUUAAAGGAAGAUGAACGGCGGCCCAUCUGGUUUCAAUAAUGCUCCGAUCACUAGAACCUUUGUCAUUGCGUGUUGUGUGUUCACGAUCGUGUUUGGGAUCCAAGGUCGUUCAAACAAGCUCGGAUUAUCUUAUCAGGAUAUCUGGAAGAAGCUUCAGUUAUGGAAACUGAUUGUUUCAACUUUUACAUUUUCAUCUACACCAGAGCUCAUGUUUGGUGCUUAUCUUCUAUACUACUUUCGUGUGUUUGAGAGACAAAUUGGUUCUAACAAAUAUGCUGUGUUUGUCUCCUUUUCUAUAAUUGUGUCUUCACUGCUACAGCGUUUUGGCCAAGCAUUUCUUAAUGAUCCAACUUUGAGUGUGCUUACAUCUGGACCCUAUGGCCUUAUAUUCUCUUCCUUUGUUCCAUUCUAUUUUGACAUUCCUGUUUCAACACGGUUUCGUGUGAAUGCUCUAAGUUUCUCAGACAAAUCUUUCAUUUAUUUAGCUGGUCUUCAGCUUCUACUAUCAUCUUGGAAAAGAUCCCUAGUUCCAGGUCUAUGUGGCAUCCUUGCUGGCACUUUAUAUCGUUUAAAUGUACUACGCAUCCGCAGGCUUAAGUUCCCAGAGUUGAUAGCCUCCUUUUUCUCAAGGCUUUCUUUGCCAUCUGUGGGGAGUGCAUCACCUGCUCCACCACCUAGAAAUGGACCAUCCUUUGCAGCUCGUCAAGUUGAGGGUAAUUAUCGAAUUCAGCCAGACAAGCCCUUGUUCAUGCCAGAAACGACAUCAAUGCUGCUACAAAUAUUCUUCUUGAGUCACAAGUUCAUUAAUCACAUUCACAGAUAUUCUCUAUGCUCCAGUUUUGAGUUGAAGAUAAUAGGAUAAUCUGCUCUUCUAGAAGAACUCGCAAACUUGUUUAUGGUGUUUUGUUCAAAGUUUAGUUUCGUUUUAUUUACUGUCAUGUUUUUUUUUUUUUUUUUUUUUUUUUUUUU
Molecule: messenger RNA, 1188 nt
Organism: Lactuca virosa
Lineage: Eukaryota; Viridiplantae; Streptophyta; Magnoliopsida; Asterales; Asteraceae
Source: the annotation of a GenBank genome assembly